AUGAAGAAGAUAUACCAUAUCCCCACCGGCAACUCGGCCGAGGAUGAGCAAAACAACAAGCGCCAGGCAAAGCGGUACCGUGUGUACUUCAUCAUUCUAGCCGUCUUGGUCGCCUUGUUGCUUAUGCUAACCACGAUUCUAACACCAAUGCUACUCCUGCAGCAUCACGACAGCCAACUCGAGCAGCGGCACCGGGACGAGGAGAGGCUAGCGGCGAGGGACUACGCCACAUCAUUUCGCGACGCCAUCCUCGGGGCCAUCUCGGCUGUGUACGGGGUAGAGGGGUACGUCAUGGGAGUGAUGAAGACGCUGCCGAACCUCAACGACACCCCUGCCCAGCGCGUAGAAGGCCAAUACUUUUCACAGUUCUAUAGGUAUGCCGAGCUGGUGGCCUCCGCGGCACCGCACAUCAGCCUCUUCGCAACCGCGCCAGGCGGCGUUAUACUGCAGGUAUACCCGCUCAAAGAGGAGAGUCCCCUGAAAGGCUGGGACCUGCUCAACAGCUCCGGCUCGGGCACAAACCACACAGACCAGGCUAAAGGGCAGCGUCAGGAUCCCUACACCGUCAUUAGCACUGGUAUGCUCGACCUGACAGGGCCAUACAAAAGUUCUACAUUGCCAGCACUCUACGGAGUGAACAGCUAUGAUGAAGUGAACAUGUGGUGGGUCGAUCUCCGCCAGCCCAUCUACAACGCGACCUCUACAGCGCUGAUUUCAAACUCAACGUUCUGGGGCUUUGGAAUUGUCGUCUUUAGCGUGGAUGGACUCAUGCAACGCUACAACUUCACGAAGGUAAUGGACAGUAAUGAAAUGGCUUACAUUGUCUACACAAUGGAUAACGCCUCUUCGGGCUCUUGCACAGUCAUCAUUGCAUCACCGAUUUUCAACGGCGAGACUGACUGUAACACACCGAGCAUGCAGAAGUUCAUUAAGGAGGCCACUACCCGUGACGUCCUCAGUGAGAAGAUCUCGUGGAGGAUCUCCUUGAAGAGCACGAAGCGGGUAAACCAGUUUACCCCCAAAGUGCGCAACAUCAUCAUUAUUUCGUCCAUUAUCGGUGUGUUUGCUCUGUUUGCGCUCUGCGUGUGCAUGAUUGUGCGGUGCACGCGGGUGUACGACGGCACCAAGCACGCACCCAAGAUGGCGCCCUUCGCCAUGCUCACCAUCGGCCCCUGCCGCGGCGAGGAGCUCUGGGACCUCGCAUCGGAUCAGAUGGUGGAGGUGACAGAACGUCUUGGCCAUGUCCUGGCUCAGCAGAUGGUGCGGCACGGCGCCUACCAGAUUCAGCAGGUGCACCCACUCACCACAUCGUACGUCACGCGCAGCGUCGCGGCGGCCGUGCAGAUGGCCUUCAGCACGAUCGAGGAGCUCUAUAGCUGUCCCAUCGACGAUCCGCUGCGCCGCCUUCUCGGUGACGAGGGUCGCCUACUGCUCUCUUACGCUGUACACUGGUGCACCGACGCUGCCGUGCGCUUGGAAGUAAUGGGCAGCGGCUUACGCUAUGAGGGCCCCGAUGUUGUGUACAGUGGCCGCAUGUGGGUCUUUGCUGGUCCGAACGUGGUCACUGUGUCGCCGGCAGCGCUGCCGAGCGCGAAGCGCAUGCCGCAUGUCAAGUGCAAGCUGUUCGACUCGGUGUUCCUGCGCGGCGUCACGACUCGCCAGGACCUCUAUGUCGUCACGGAUACUUCGAACCAUCAUCUGAAGGAGGCGGAGGCCUUCGCGGCGGAACAGGUGCGUCGUGCGCGUCAAGCACAGCUGCAGUACACCGCUGGCAAGGAGACGGAGCCUGGCAGCACCUUAUACACGCCUCAGGGCCGACUGUUCACCUACCCGCGGAUAGGGUACGAGAACAGUGACCUCGACAAUGACUCCCUCUGUUUGGCUAGGACCGCUGCGGAUGGUGCUAGCGCUGCCUCUGGCAAUCGCAUCAGCAGCCACCCCAUCCCUUUUGCGAACAGUACGGGUGGGUCCCACGUGGCAGCUGGAGGAAUAAGAAAGGGCGCCCGCAAGGAUGAGAGGGUGGGGUCGUGCAGCGUGCCAGCCUCCACGCCUGACGGCGUGCUGGCAGGAACAGGCGAAAAUGGGUCGGAAUCGCCGUCGGCACUGUCGUUUGUGGUACCACAGCGACGCAUGGUUCGUCGCCCAGCCCGGAAGAGCAAGCUUGCCAACGUCGUGUUGGGGUCGCCGACAUCUUCAUCCAACGUGGCGAACGUGCAGACUGGAAACGCGGUAGAGAUGGCAGCCGUAAAUCCGCAGACGCCACUCCUGCAGCACAACGCUACUCUCUCCUCGAGCGCAAGCACAAGCGGGACUAACGACAUCAGUGGCAACCACAGCCGCAGCGCCAUCGGUGCAGCAAACAACGCGCAGCACCCUGACGUACUCCCCGCCAACCCGCUCGUUGUCGUCCCGCCGUCGACCACGAUGGUGGCAGCGGCGCAUGGACCCGGCGGUGGCAGCGACGGUAGCUCGCCCUCCACCUCGUCCAGGAACUGUGAGUCGAGUGUCUGGCGACCCGGCAACAUUCCGCCCUUCGUCGGGGAUAAUCCACUCGCUGGCAGCAACACAGGCCCGGGUCCGACUGGCGGCCGAGGCGCCGUCAGCAGCCCGUCGGUUUGUGCCACCUCACACAACAGUGAUGGCAGCGCUGCACUGCAGGAUAACGCGUCUGUGCUGGACAACUUCAGCAGUGACCUGCUGCUGCGCCCCGUCAUCUCCUCCCAGUCGGACCUACUGCUUCGCGCGGUGUUUGAUCGACAGGCUGUCGCGCUCGACCUGAGCUACGACUCUGUGCGGGUGCUGGUCUACUACUUUUACUCCAGCUAUAAGAUCCUGUUUCGCCCGCUGGCCGCGCCGGAGCUGCACAACAUCUACCGUCGGCUGGUGACUGCGUUUGGUGUGCCGCAGCAAGGCAUCCUCGAGCAUCUGGCCGCGCGCUGCGCCACGCGAUACCUUCAACGACAUGAGGAAACGCAGACUCGCUUGUGGGAUCAGCAGCACCGACUGCAGGCGCACAUCCGGUCUCUCAGUGCGAGCACGGCUGUGGCAACGUCCUCCGUCUCCGAUGACGAAACCGCGAACAUAUCCGACUGA
Molecule: messenger RNA, 3093 nt
Organism: Leishmania braziliensis MHOM/BR/75/M2904
Lineage: Eukaryota; Euglenozoa; Kinetoplastea; Trypanosomatida; Trypanosomatidae
Exons: 1
Coding region: 1-3093 (1030 amino acids)
Source: RefSeq, a predicted model, not a curated record